Molecule: messenger RNA, 886 nt
Organism: Prorocentrum cordatum
Lineage: Eukaryota; Dinophyceae; Prorocentrales; Prorocentraceae
Source: the annotation of a GenBank genome assembly
GGAGCUCGGCGAACCAACUCGCACGGCACUGCCUGCGGUACGCGGGCGUGGUGUGGGGGAUAUUUUCCCAGGUCCCCAGCGACUUCUCUGGCUCCCCUCCUGCUGGCUUUUUCCAGGACUGCGCGGACGUCGCUUUCUUCCUCCGGCCGCCGGAGGAGGCGCUGGAGAGCAUGGUGGCCUGCAGCCUCGCGGCCUGCGGGGGCGACGCGGCCGAACCGGACUUCGGCGGUGCGGCCCGAGGCCGCUUGCGCGGCCCGUGGUGGUGGUCUGGCUGUCGUCGCCUCGCUGUGCGUGCUGGUGUCCAACACGGGGGCAGUGCCAGGCGGCGGCGGCCCCCUCGUGUCCGCGCUCGCGCGCAUGGACCCGGGCGGCCACGCGGCCGUUGCAGCACGGUGGGAACGCUGGCGCGGCCCGUUCGUCCCGGAGGCGCUGGCGCAGUGGGCUGCGCUCAUCGCGGCCGCGGCGCCGCCUCAGGAGGUCCGCCCGCCCGCCGAGCCUCCGGCGGCCGACGCCGACGAGCCACAGGGUCGGCCGGGAACCCUGCUGUCGUUGGCGAGGGAGGCGCCUCCAGGCUUCCUGUGCGGGAUAGACGGGCGCUUGAUGAUGGACCCCGUGCAGACGCCCUACGGCAGCGUGGUGGAGAGGUCGAGCCUCGUCCAGGCCUUCGCUGGCGCCAGUUCGGGCAGCUGCCCCCUGACUGGGGCGCCGCUUUCGUUGGCGGACUGCCGGCGGAUGCCAGAGCUGCGGAGGCGCAUCGCCAAGUGGGCGCGAGAGCGCCGAGCGCCAAGGAGAGUGAGCGUCGGCCCCGAGCCCUAGGCAGCGUCCCCAGCCCCAUCGGGCACUGUGCGGCAGCGUGGGCGAAAAAGCUGGGAAGACUGGGCAUCGG